AAAAAAAUGUACAAGGAAUAGUUCAUGUCUUUACGACUAAUUUUUCAGAGUUAAGGAUCAAGAAAUAUCAUAAUAAAUCUGAUUCAGUAAAGAAGGCCUAUGGCUUCAGAGUAUCAUAUACUAAUCCAAAGUUUGAGCAGAGAAUGAUCAAUUUUUUCAGAAAAGUGGAUAUGAUAAUUUUCAUCAUAGAACCUAUUUCUAAGUCUAAUGAAAAUAUUGUAUCAUUAUCUCAAGCCAUAAAGGUGAAUUUCUUUAUCAUUAAAGCAGGGGAGAUUUCAGAUAUAGCCAAUGCUAAUAUUCUUAAUUGUGAGACUACUAAAUUUUUGGAAAACAAGCUGAAGAAAACUUUAAAAGAGAUAUGCUCUUUAAACUGA
Molecule: messenger RNA, 374 nt
Organism: Funneliformis geosporum
Lineage: Eukaryota; Fungi; Glomeromycota; Glomeromycetes; Glomerales; Glomeraceae
Source: the annotation of a GenBank genome assembly